Molecule: messenger RNA, 639 nt
Organism: Funneliformis geosporum
Lineage: Eukaryota; Fungi; Glomeromycota; Glomeromycetes; Glomerales; Glomeraceae
Source: the annotation of a GenBank genome assembly
AUGAAUAAAGAACAAGUUUAUACUAAUAAUAAUAUCAAAGAAUUAGAUAUUAGAGAUAGAAACCUUAAAGGUGAACUUAAUCUUAGGAACUAUCAACAAUUAGAAGAAUUACAUUGUUCUUUUAAUAAACUAACUAAUAUUAUCCUCUCUACUAAUCCAAUUACUUAUGAAAUAAGAAAUCAGGACUUCAUUCCUACUAGUUUAAAAAAAUUAGAUUUAAGAACUGGAAUAAAACAAUUGACCGAAAUAGAAUAUUUACAAGGCAGAGGUAGCAAAAAAAUGGUUUCGGCUCUAGACGUGUCCCGAUACCUUCUUUCUUUGGAUAAAAAGAGAAAGUAUUUUACCUCAAAGAGAAUGUCUUCAGAAGAAGAAAAUAUGAUAGCUUAUAGAAAUGGUGCAGUAGUGGAAAAGGUUAGUAAAUCAUUUUCUAAUGAACUUUUUUAUUUAAAAACUUUUUCCGAAAGUGAAAAUUUAGAUCCUGAAAGAAAAAAGUUCGUUGAAAUGAAAUUUAAACAUUUUCGAGAAUAUAGCAAUUAUGAGUUGCAGGAUCUUUCUCAUGAUGAUCCAAGUUGGCAAUUAGCUCGGGAAAAAGGAGAUAAUAUUCUAAUGUCUAGAGAAUCUCAUAUUCUUAAUUACUGA